AUGGGGUUUUACGAUGAGACCGUGCCAUGAUGUUCGUGCCAAGGCUGUUUCUCGUUUGCCUUUUGGCUGCUCUCGCGGCUCAGAUCUCCACAAAUCCAGUCCCCGCGAACUAUGACGAACCGGCCGACGGACAGACUGAUGGGGUUUACGAUGAAACCGCAUAUGCUGAACCCUUGAACGAGGAAACCGAUGACGCACCAACCAAUGACUACAGCGACGGUAACGAAGACACACUCGCUGAAACCACCGAUACAACACACGAAGAAGUUACCGAAGCACCUAACGACGACGCAACCGAUGGGACCAUCGACGAUUCCAUCAAUGAAAUCCCUGACGGAGAGCAACAACUAGAGCGUCGCGAUCUUUUCACCCCGAGCAGGCAGUUCCGCGUAUCGAGCAGGAGUGCUCCACAGGAGUUGACGGACGUGGAUGCCAAGCCGGCCAUGGACAUCACACCUAUCCUCAAGAUGUCUCACAAUGCAAUGAUCCAGACGGUGCGCGGUGCACGCUCCGGCACGAACGCGGCUUACGACGUCAUGGACAAGACCCUCGAGCUACUCCAAUCCCUCCACGAACGGAAGAAGCAGUUGGUCAAGGACUACGUGAAGCCAGUUGCAUCAACGAGGAUCAGCAAGGCCAUCGAUACGGUGGAUAGUGGGCUGGACACCACCUUGAGCGGCAUAAAGAUGGGGGUCAGGCACGGCCGUAGUCUAGCCGAAGGAACCUUGACCGAUAUCGAGGGUCGGCUACAGAGGGGCGAGUCCAUCCUACCGGCAGGAGUACAAGAUGGAUUCGAUAGGGUCAGCAAGGCUAUCGGCGCUUGGGUGAGCGGGAACGCACCUCCCGAAGUAGAUGAAGAUUCAGAGGAAGACCUGAAGGAAUUGAGGAUGAAGCAUGACGAGGAAUUGGCCCGGCAGGAGAGGGAGGCACAAGAACUGAGGGACGCGGAAGAACUGAAGUACGCACAAGCACUGAAAGCCGCGGAGGAAAUGAAAGCUGCGCAAGAAGCGAGGGAACAAGAACUGAGAGCUGCACAGGAACUGAAAGCUGCGCAAGAAGCGAGGGAACAAGAACUGAGAGCUGCACGGGAACUGAAAGCUGCGCAAGAAGUAAAAGAGCAAGAGCUGAAAGCUGCGAAGGAACUAGAGCGAAAACAGCAGGCACUAAAAGAGGCCCAAGAGGCGCAGGCAGCGAAAGCUGCCAUUGUUCCGGUCCCCUCAACCGCUAGACGUGCUGGUCGUACGCUGAGUCAAAGUCAACAAGGUGGUCGAGGUCAAGCAGGUAAUCAAAGUCUGACUGCAAGGAGGUCUUUCAGAUUCCCGAGAUCCUUCCGUUUGACAAAAUAAUCCGUCCGCAAAAUUCCAAGUAUUUUUCGGUUGUUUCAAGAUCAAACUAUAAUUAAUGAUUUUUCCGCGAGUUCCCAGAAGAAAAACAAAAUCAAUACCUUUAACAGCAAAA
Bemisia tabaci is the source of this 1458-nucleotide messenger RNA. RefSeq lists its product as uncharacterized. Lineage: Eukaryota; Metazoa; Arthropoda; Insecta; Hemiptera; Aleyrodidae. The record is from RefSeq and is a predicted model, not a curated record.